AUGUCGUCGAUCAAUCUAUCCUCAAGACCGAAACAACCUUACGUCUCUGUCUCGUGCCCGUACACAACAUGUCGAGCCUCCAUCGAAUACCUUCCCCCAGCCAACGCCGACCUCGCUGCGCUACCUUCCCACGAGACGUCGUUCACCGUCACAUGCUGUAGCUGCAACAAGCAGUUUGAGCCUCCAGGAGCAACAAAGAUGGUGCGUGAAGCACGCAAGUCUGGUGGCAAGGACGUUGCACGCAAACGACGCAUAGGCACCGAUGACAACCCGCUCGACAUGACGUAUUACGACAUCCUCGGCGUGCCCGCCAGUGCAACGAUCGAAGAGAUCAAGAAAGCGUAUCGAAAGCUCGCCAUCAAGCUUCAUCCGGACAAGAACCCGAAUGACCCGGAGGUGGAGGAAAAGUUCAAGGAGCUCGCGACGGCGUACCAUGUACUGUCGGAUGCCGAGCUGAGACACAAGUACAACGAGUUUGGCGCGAGCACGCCUGGUUUGACGCCCGAAGACGGUUUUGUUGAUCCGGAAGAGGUAUUUGGGUCGCUCUUCGGCGGUGAGCGCUUCGCCGACAUCAUUGGAACCAUUUCGAUCGGCAAGGACAUGAAGGAGGCGCUGCAGCAGGACUCGGACGACUUGGAGCGCCAGGCCAACGGCGACGACUCCGCUGCUGCCACUGGUGAAGCGGGUGCCGACGGCUCUGUCUCCUCGUCUUCCAAGCCCGCCCUCACGCCAGAGCAGAAAGCAGCCAAGGAGGAAAAAGAACGCAAACAGACUGCCGAGCGCGAAAAGCAGCGUCAAGAGCGAGUUGCCAAACUCGUCGAGAAGCUCAUUCGCAAACUCAGCAUCUACACCGAAAGCGUACGCAACGCCAACGACCCCGUGCUCGAAAAGGAAGUCGAAAAGAGUUUCCGCGAGAUCACACGCCUCGAGGCCGAGGAGCUCAAGAACGAGUCGUACGGCGUCGAACUGCUCAACGCCGUCGGCUUUGUUUACUCGGCCAAGAGCAAGCACUAUCUAGCCAGCACCGGCUUCCUGGGCUCGUUCGGAGGCGUCUUUCACUCGGCUGCUUCGAGCAUCCACGUGGUGCGUGAGACCGUGUCGACGGUUCGUGCCGCGCUCGAGUUGAAGAACGUCUUUGAGGAGCUGGCCAAGGCAGAGGAGGCCGGGAUCACCGUCGAGCGCAAGAGGGAGCUGGAGGAGCAGGCGGCGGAGAAGGGAAUGCGCGCGUUGUUCAAGGGCGCCAAGCUUGAGGUUGAGAGCGUCAUUAGGGAGGUGAGCGAGGCCGUGCUGUACGACUCCAGUAUUGGCAAGGAGACGCAGCGUCUGAGGGCGCAGGCCUUGGGCAUCGUCGGUGAGAUCUAUAUGGGUGUUAAGAAAGAUAAGGAGGAUGCGACUGGGGCGGGCGCAGCGGAAGGUAACGACGACUAUGUCAAGGUGGAGACCAAGGCGUCAAAGGACAGAGAUUCAAAGUCGCAACAGCAGCAGAAUGCUCAGCAGCAUGCUCAGCAGAAGUCGCCGCCACAACCAUGGUGA
Messenger RNA from Sporisorium graminicola, 1533 nucleotides. RefSeq lists its product as uncharacterized. NCBI's taxonomy places the organism in Eukaryota, Fungi, Basidiomycota, Ustilaginomycetes, Ustilaginales, Ustilaginaceae. The transcript has a single exon. The coding region runs from base 1 to 1533 and encodes 510 amino acids. The record is from RefSeq and is a predicted model, not a curated record.